AUGAAGGUUGCUGGCUCAGCUGUGGACUCAAAUCAUUGUGCCACAAACACGACACGACAGCUUGCCUGUGUGGAAGCAACCACUGACACGAAGAGGUCGGAGCGGGUUUUUCAGGUGCCGUUGCGCUUCUCGAGCCGCCCCAAGCAUCGAAUCUUUCAGGAGUUCGAUGAAACGUCGGUCCCCGAGCUUGAUACGCCUUCUAGCCAAGCAGCGGAUGAAGGAAACGUUGCCAAAAACGCAGAUCCGGCCGAGCCUGUGCCAGGCGUCUCGAGCGCCAUGGCUGCGGCGCAAAUUCAUGCGCAGAGGUGGCAAAAGCACGACAGGAAACACUUCCUGCGCGGCGUGCGCUUCGCCGCAGCUAUGCUUCAGGAGGAGAACCAGCGCCUUCGGGCGCAGUUCGAACUCAUGAAGGUGGCUCGGCUGAUUGAGUUUCCAGCUAGCGAGUCCAGUUGA
Molecule: messenger RNA, 453 nt
Organism: Symbiodinium sp. CCMP2592
Lineage: Eukaryota; Dinophyceae; Suessiales; Symbiodiniaceae
Source: the annotation of a GenBank genome assembly